GGGCAGGUUGUCCAGAGAGGCUGUGGAGAUAAUCAAACCCCACCUGGAUGCCAUCCUGCUCAAUGUGCUGUAGGUGAUCCUGCCUGGCAGGGUAGUUGGAAUAGCUGAUCUUCAGAGGUCCCUUCCAACCUCAGCCAUUAUGUGAUUUUUUUAAAAGUUUAUGCUCUUUUAAUCUCUUUAGAAAGGCAAAAAUAAGGGUGUUUUUGCCCUUUUUUAUGUUAUCACUAGGGCAAUGUUAUCACCCUGACAGAGCACCUUGAGAAGAACCAUCAAAUGUUUUACUUCCUUCCUUCCUUCUUUACUUCCUUCCUUUUCCCCCUAAAUUUCUUUACAUUUAAUUUGACUAUUCACCUCACCAUUUUAAGUUAAUAUCAUUCUUUAAACUGCUCUAACAAUUAUUCACACCUAUAAACUUCCUUUCAGCAGCCUUGUUACAAUUUUGUCCUAGAUCUAUUAUCUGCAGCAGCAAACUCUGCUCCUGCUUGCUGCUGGCUACAUUGCAGCACAGCUUUGACAGGCAACUCAAAUUUUCUAAUCAAAUUUGUUUUUUCUUCUGUUCUUGCAGUUUGUGCAGUCCCAGUAAGAGUUUGUUCUGAUUUCAGCAGUCUAAGGACCAGACAGCUCAUCCAAACUAGUCAUCUCACUCCAGCUGCAGUCGAUAGGGAGUGAUAGUCCUUUGGGACGUGAUUCAUCCCAGAUGACUUAGAACCCAGUGUCUUAAUGUGCUGGUUCACACUUAGGCACGGCUGUCUAUCUCCAUUGACUAUAGCCUGCUGAUUAUUUGAGAGUAGACAUUUAGUGUUUUGAUGACUUAAUUUAGCCUGGAUUAAUUUAAUCUACUGGGUUUUUGUGACUUGCAGAUAAAAGACAAACUGAUGAGAUCAGCUAUGUAGCCAGUUCUUCAUCCUGUGCUUUAAUAUCAUUCUCUGGUUAGCCUCUGUGGAGUUCAGUAGCUCCAGGGUAAGUGGGAUGAGUGAGGUGGGGGAGGUCUGGCUUGUAGUCUGGGGACUUCUGUGCUCCUCCUGUGGAUGAUUUUUCUGUGGUCUGGGUGCAUUUCUAACACAGUGUUCUAAAUCCCAUAUUAAUGUUUGUCUGUAUUGUUAUUUUCCAAAAGUAACUUAAUGGUACUUCUGGGAAAACUGGAAUUAACAACUCCCCAACUAUGUGGCAUGUGGACAAUAUCUUUGUUCACACUGCACCAGACUCAGACUUGAUUUGCACUGUCCCUUCCUUGAGAAAUUUACAGGGAGAUGCUAAAAGACCAUAUGAGCUAUUGCUCUUGUGGUAUCUAAUGAUGUGAACCGUGCUAAGAUUCCUGCUGAGUUUCAGACAAAUACCAUGGCCCUGUGAUAACAAAAAGAUGGUGGUUUGGAUUCCCUGCUGGGUGCCAGUGUAGCAGAGCCCAGGCUCCCAGGAAAUGCUAAACAGGAGCUAUGUUUCAAGGAUUAAUUAGUUUCUUGGCCAAGUCUCAUUACCCACUUGGGAUAUAUGUAUUUCAUUAUAGCUGCCACUGAGAAGCAUGUUUGAUUUGGAACAAAAUUCAAGUAGGAACAAGUUUCAACAUCUGCAUUUCCACUGAGAGCACAAUGAGAGACAAAACAGGUUAGAGCAUGCUUGGCCAAGGGUGGGGACCUGUCAGGAGAGAAAGGGAGGGCAGUGCAUGAAUCAGUUACAGGGAAAGGGAAGGAGCAGCUAGAAGAGAUGAUCUUCCUCCCCUUGCAAAAGGGAUACUCUAAGUCCCAGUUAUCAAGCGUGCAGUUGGCGGAGCUGCGAGAGGGAGCUGAGAGCCUGCUCCUCCCAUAGGGUGGGAGGCUGUACCUCGUGAUUCACUUCCAACCGGAGGAGUGGAGCUCAUGCUGAGUCCUGAAGGAACCUGUUGGGAGGAACUCAGGAGUGCAGGAAAGGGACAGAAAAUACCUGGAAUCAGCCGGAGGACUGACACGGCUGGAGAGGCUCUUCUUAUCAUCAAUAGCUCUGGUCAUGUUCAACUACCUGGCAGUAGAGGUGAGACCCCAGUUCCACCGCAACUAUGGGAGCCAGCAAGGGAUGUCUGGGCCACUAAGGAACCGCCUGGAGCAGCUGAAGAAGCCGUGGUGGAGGGAGCCCACCCCCCUGGUGCUCCAGCACAGUGAAACAGCCAGGCUUGCCGUUGACGCCUUUCUUGAGCAGGGGGAACGCGGCUACCUGAGUGCCAUCACUGAGGAACGGGAGCUGCCUUUUCUUUCCACCCUGGACAUGGAAUAUAUGAGCCACCAGAGAAACCUAAGCUAUCCAGAACUCGAUACAAUCAAAGACAAAGAGGGUGACCCCGGUGAUGCAGAUACUGGAGACAGGUCCUCCCUCUGCUCCGAACUAACAUCUGGCACCUACUUCCCACUCAUGUCUGAUGUGCACCCUCCUGAGCUGGAGCUGGGGUGGCCAGGAAUCCCACUCCUCACAGUGUCUGGCCAGACUCAAGCCACUGUGAUUUUCCAAAGAAACAAAGCUAACAGCAUUAAGGAUUUGUUCCGGUCUCUGAUCAGCCGGGCACGGACGGUGAUAGCAAUUGUGAUGGAUCUGUUUACAGACAUGGAAAUACUGUGUGACCUACUGGAGGCCUCAAGCAGACGGCAUGUCCCUGUUUACCUGAUCCUGGAUGAAGAAUACUUGAAGCAUUUUGUGGAAAUGUGCAAUAAAAUGUCUCUUACUCAGGACAGCUUUCCAAACAUGCGCAUAAGAUGUCUGAGUGGAGACACAUAUUACAGCAAAGCAGGCAAGAAAUUUGCAGGCCAGGUUCUGGAGAAGUUUAUCCUGAUAGAUUGCGACCAAGUUCUAGCUGGUACAUACAGUUUCACCUGGCUUUGCAGCCAAGUCCACACCAGCCUGGUGACCCACUUCCGUGGUCAAAUAGUUGCAGAAUUUGACAAGGAAUUUCGGUACUUGUAUGCAGAGUCCAAAGCAGUGACCAGCUUCUCUGUGUUGGAUCCCGUGUGUCAGAACACCUCAAAAGGUACUGAAUCCUUUUUGAAGCCCAUCCAGAAUGAUGCUGAAACCCUGAGUGCCUCCAGCAGCCUCUCCAAUGUAAGCAUCAGAAGCAUAAAAAUGUCUCCCUUUAUGAAAAACCCCAGUUGCAAUGCUCACCAGGAGAAGCAUGAUGUGAGCCCUGAUUCUGGUGAUAAGAAGGGGAAGGAAGACACAUCUCUGAAGUCCACUUGCCCUGUGCAGCAAGGGGAACCACCAGACUCACCUAACAGUCCUUCAAAUAAGUCCGCCUUGUAUCAUAAAUCAAAUCUCAUGACAGCAAGGACAUUUUUGCAGCCGGAGCCAUCCCCUGUCCUCAGCUCCAACAAACCUAAUUAUCAAGGGGAUGACAAAACAAACAGCGGCCACUGCUCCCCAGUGACACAGGAGCAGACACCACAGUUCCCUUCAGAGGGUGCCAAUUGCACUGGGACAGGCAUAAAGCAGAAAGAAGCUGCUGCUACCUCCAGGGAACCAACAGUAGAAAAUGAUAACUUUUAUGGGACAGAAAAAAGACAGAAUCCUGGACAAGGAAAAUUGGACCUGUUAUUACCAUACAACCAGCUCAAACGCACAAAAAAGCCUGCAGUUCCUUCCUAUGAUAAACUUACUGAGGACAUGUUGACGGAAAAGAGCAGCGCAUACGGGGCUGAGAAAAGAAUGACUCUUGGGCACAGUAAGCUGGAUCUGAUCACCAAAUACAACAAGUUAAAAUCUAAACACAUACACAGUCGGUUUGAACUCUGACCUGGUUCUCCUGGGCCUUGGUGUGUCCUUUGGUCUUAUUUUCAAGUGGUUGCUUUUCCCUACCAAUCAACAUAGUCUGGGGCUUGAAAUCAAAGUACAGGUGGCAAAUUAGUCCUGUUCCUAUCAAAAGGUGUUUGUGCUGUGCUGCAAUUUCUAAUAUACGUAAAUGACUGAUUAAGAUGAGAUUAGCAAGUACAAUUCAAUCUUUCAAUUACGAGUUGAUAGCAAGGGAGAAAAAAUGACAUAAACAGAAUGCACACUUCUAUAUACUUUUUACUCAUUUGUAAAAGAACUAUUUCCCCCCAAACUUACAGGAAAACCACUGCUAUAACUGGAAACUGUUUGGCUACUGAGGUUUUCAGGGUGAACCCAGGUUCUCUUUGUAUGGAGCAAUUCCUCUCCCUGUAGCCAUUUGCUAAAAAUGAAAUGGUCAAAUGCAGGGUGAUGUUAAAAAAUAAAGGCACUGUUCUACUGGAAA
This is a messenger RNA of Anas platyrhynchos (mallard), 4225 nucleotides long. RefSeq names its product family with sequence similarity 83 member C (gene SACK1C). Gene Ontology annotation, molecular function: protein kinase binding. NCBI's taxonomy places the organism in Eukaryota, Metazoa, Chordata, Aves, Anseriformes, Anatidae. The record is from RefSeq and is a predicted model, not a curated record. Gene Ontology annotation, biological process: signal transduction.